This is a messenger RNA of Zophobas morio, 5395 nucleotides long. RefSeq names its product Neuroglian (gene Nrg). Gene Ontology annotation, cellular component: axon; plasma membrane. Gene Ontology annotation, molecular function: cell-cell adhesion mediator activity. NCBI's taxonomy places the organism in Eukaryota, Metazoa, Arthropoda, Insecta, Coleoptera, Tenebrionidae. The coding region runs from base 298 to 4101 and encodes 1267 amino acids. The transcript is spliced from 13 exons. Gene Ontology annotation, biological process: axon guidance; cell-cell adhesion; brain development. The record is from RefSeq and is a predicted model, not a curated record.
AGUGGUUUUAGUCUAAAAUAAAAUAAAAUGAAUCAUUUUCGUUGAUGUAUAAUGGACAGUCAAAUCCUCCUCUUAGAUAUUUUUACUAAAACGUUAGUUGAGUUAAAUCCUCGAAUAAGUAGGCAUCUUUGAACCAGUGAUAGUUCGUGAUAAUAGUAAUUUGAUUAGUGAGUGUGACGACCGCCUAGACCGCACCUAUCUCUGUUGUGUGUUUGUAGUGUAGUGAUAAAUCGUUAUCAUGGACAAAUAACAUAGAUUUUGAAAUAAUCUGGGUGUAACUCUCUACACGCUACAAAGAUGGCAGAUCGAAUAAUUUUUAGUUUGUUGUUAACGAUAUUUAGUUUAUCAUGCUCAUUAGGACGAGAAGUUCCGUCGCCCCCGUACAUCGUGAAACAGCCCCCAACCGACGAAGUCCUUUUCCAAGUAGAAAGUGGCGGCGAAACCGACAAACCAUUUUACAUAGAAUGCGAAGCGGUAGGCGAGCCCGCCCCCAAAUACCGCUGGAUUAAAAACGGCAAGCCGUUCAAAUGGCAAGCAUACGACGAUCGUAUAUCCCAGCAACCCGGACGCGGCACGUUGUCAAUCUCAAAACCUCAAGACGUUGAUUUAGGACAAUACCAAUGUUUCGCCGAAAACGAGCACGGAGUCGCCACUUCCAACUCCGUCUUCAUGCGAAAAGCCGAACUGAACUCAUUCAAAACAACCCAGCCUGUAUCACUCACAGGAAACGAAGGUGAGCCGUUCAAGCUAACCUGUGAACCCCCUGAUGGAUGGCCGAAGCCUAUCGUUCACUGGAUCUACUUGUACACGAGCGGGGGCUUCAAAACGAUUAAUAGCUCCCGAAUGACGAUCGAUCCCGAAGGGAAUUUAUGGUUCUCGAAUUUGACCAAAUCGGAUGUUACGAAUAACUAUAAAUACGCUUGUGCCGCCACCUCGCCCUUCAAGCACGAGUACAAGUACGGGAACAGCGUUCUCUUGAAUGUCGUUUCCACAGGAGUGUCGGCCGUAUCGAAUAAAUACGAACCUGUUCUUCAGUACGUGUCGAGGAAGAACACAGUUGCGUAUUUAGGGAAACAACAAAAGCUGUAUUGUAUUUACGGCGGGACACCGCUACCUCAAACGGUGUGGUCCAAAAACGGUAAGCCUAUAAUAUCAUCGGAUCGAAUAACGCAAGACAAUUACGGUAAGUCACUCUUAAUCCGAGUCGUCGAUUUCGAGGACGAAGGUACCUACACUUGCGAAGUCAGCAACGGGGUUAAGGAAGCCAAAUCGUACUCGAUUAAUCUUAAAGUUUACGCCGUUCCGUACUUUACGAAGGAGCCUGAACGCAUAAACGCCGCCGAAGGCGAAACCGUCGAAUUCCGUUGUGAGGCAGGCGGCGUGCCGAGACCGGAGAUCAAGUGGAUCCAUAACGGAAAACCGAUAGCCGAGGCUCCUCCAAAUCCGAGAAGACGCGUCGAAAGUAACAGGAUUUUGAUCGAAAGACUGACGAAAGGUGAUACCGGGAACUAUGGUUGCAACGCUACUAAUUCUUUGGGUUACGUUUACAAGGAUGUCUACGUCAACGUGCUUUCACUUCCCCCGGAGAUCAUAGAGGCCCCUAAGGAUACUCAAGCUGUGGACGGUCAGGACGUGACCAUGAUUUGUAAAGUCUUGGGUGCGCCUAAGCCGUCCGUCAAGUGGAGUUUGAACGACAGAGAACUAACUGGCGGCCGCUACCACGUGCAAAACAACGGAGAUUUGCUAAUCACGAACGUCCAGUUUGAUGACCGAGGCAACUACACUUGUUUCGCCGAAAACAAAUUCGGGACUGCUGCCGAAAAAGCACAAUUGUUUGUCAAAUUUCAUACUUAUAUUACCGACGGUCCCGAAGACUACGAAGUGGCAGCUCAUACAUCCGCAACUUUUAGGUGUAACGCAGUUAGUGAUGAUUCUUUAGAUUUAGAAAUAGAGUGGUUGAAGAACGAUCAACCUAUAGAUUUUGAAGAAGAACCAAGAUUCGUGCGAUCGUCGGAUUAUUCUUUAACCAUCACUCAAACUAACGAAUUGGAUUCAGGGACCUAUACUUGCGUAGCUAGAACCGCGUUAGAUAAAGCUUCCGCUAACGCUCAACUUAUCGUCCAGGAUGUACCAAACAAACCCCACAUGGAAGGUGUGGAAUGUCACGCUAAAGAUGCCACUAUUCGGUGGAAAUCAAUGGGUGACAACCGUGCUCCAAUUUCGCAUUAUAUUAUCGAAUAUAAUACCACAUUCACGCCAGAAACUUGGACUGCUGCAUCCAAUAACGUCCCGGCUACUGAUAUGAGCUACAAUGUUCCCAUGAGUCCCUGGACCAACUACACCUACCGCGUGAUCGCAGUCAACAAAAUCGGUAAGUCCUUACCAUCCGGUCAUUCCGACGUCUGCCAAACCGAGGCUGAUGUCCCCUACAAAAAUCCCGACGAUGUCAAAGGCGAAGGUGACGAACCCGACAACUUGAUCAUCACUUGGACGCCCAUGCCGAAAAUUGAACAUAACGCCGACAAAUUCCACUAUCGGGUUUCUUGGAAACGCGACAUCCCUGAAGCUGAAUACGAAAACCAGGAUAUAACCGACUGGAAAGUCAAGCGCUUUGUUGUCGAAAACCAACCAACGUUCCAACAAUAUCGGAUCAAAGUAAUCGCCAUGAAUUCGAAGGGCGCGGCUAACGUGGCACCUCAAGAAGUGAUCGGAUAUUCAGGCGAGGACCAUCCAGUGGAAGCUCCUUCCAACUUCACCCUGCUCAAAAUUCAGGGUCCAAAAACAGCUCUUCUGAGCUGGAAUGCCGUAGAUAAAAGGAACGUGCGUGGGCACUUGAAAGGGUACAAAAUUAAGACAUGGAGUGACAUAUCAUCGCCUAUGCACAACGAGAUACAAGUCCAAGGUUACGUUACUAAAGCGUUAGUGGAUAAUUUAGAUCCAUUUACGCGAAAUUACGCUCAAGUGUUUGUUUACAACGGUAAAUACAACGGACCACCUAGUGAGACUUUGAGGUUCGUCACUCCGGAGGGUGUUCCUGAGGCGAUGUCGUACCUCGAGGCUUACCCGUUAGGGGCGUUGCACUCGAACGAUCCUAGCAAAUCCGCAACUUCUGCGUUCCUACUCACGUGGAAGAAGCCCGAAAAACCGAACGGGGUCCUAAGGGGUUAUAAUAUUUUCUACAGACCCAUAAUCGACGGGACUACGAAUAGCAGACUAGCGAGAAACCCGCAGAUCAACGGUGGGGAUGUCCUAAGCGCUAAGUUAAGUGGACUUAAGCCGGAUACGAACUACGUUAUAUAUAUCACGGCACGGACUGACGCCGGAGAAUCUAAAGAGUUCUACAUUGAGAGGAAGACUAACCCAGCUGGGUUCAGCGCUCCACCAGGUGUACCCGAUUUCGACUGGGAACCCGUGAAGGCUUCCGAAGAUGGGAAGGGCACAGUUAGGAUACAGUGGAAGCCGGACAAGAACAGCAACCCCGGUUCACAUUUUAUAGUCAAAUAUAAAAAAGAGGGUGAACCGAAUUAUGAGGAAGUGCAAGUUUUGAAUGACGAUUUUGUUGAAAUUCCUGGUAUCGCUCAAAGCGAAUCGUACGAUUUUAAGGUUACGUCAGUGGACGGCGACCACCAUGUGGACAGUAGGGUCAAAAGUAUUAACAUAUAUUCUGACGGACCGCUUAUUAAAGCAAACGAAAAUAUGGCGACUGCUGGUUGGUUUAUCGGAAUGAUGCUAGCGAUUGCUAUUCUGUUACUGAUUUUGAUUGUUGUUUGUAUUAUAAAGAGAAAUAGGGGCGGGAAGUAUGCCGUACAUGAGAGGGAACAAGCGAAUGGACGCCAUGAUUACCCGGAUGAAGGAGGUUUUCAUGAGUAUUCGCAACCGUUAGAUAAUAAGUCUCAUGGUAGAGCUUCUGUGAGCAGUGAGCCUAAAGUAGGGCCAGAGAGUGAUACGGACUCGAUGGCAGAGUAUGGUGAUGGAGAUACAGGGCGUUUCACAGAAGACGGAUCUUUCAUAGGUCAAUAUGUUCCAAGCAACAUGAAGCAGCUUGGCCCACCCUCAAUUACGGCAGGGGUUAAUAAUAAUGCGUUGGCCACGUAUGUAUAAACAUACCGUGACUGUAAGCUUACUCUAAACUAAUUCUUCUUUACACAUUUAUUUUUUGCUAUUGCAGUGUUGUGACAUUUUUUUAAAUUUUAUUUUGUGUACUUUAUAUAGGUGAAAAAAAUCUCAAAAAAGUUAUUUUUUAUGAAAGAUAUUUAUUGUUUGACAAUGUGUUCUGACUUUCAUUUCGGGUAACUUUAAUUCGUCCAUUUCUAGGUUAAACUAUUAUAAUUUAAAAAAUAAAAAAAUCAAAAGAUUUAAUGUAUAGUAAUAUAUUUUGUUUUGCGUUUCAAUUUGAAAAUGACAGUGGAGCGCUCAUUUUGAAAUUGUAACGACGUAAUCUGUUAAGUACUGGAAUACUUUGUGUAUCUUUAUGUAUUAUAUAGUUAUUACUUAUAGGAUCAUAUAUUUAUAAUGUUUUCAUAUUAUUGCCCAAGGAAUUACGUUCAUAUAAUAUAUAACAUUUGAAAGAUCUAUAAAUUUAUAGACAUGUUUCAUGCUUGAAAAGUAAUUAUUUAUAAGUUAGGUAAUAAAUUUGUCUGGAUUGCUUUAAUGUCAGUCAUUUUUUAAAUUAUAGUUUUAUUCUUGACACUGCCUAAUUUAGAAAUAUCAAGUGACAUUGAUUUGGACGAUAUUAGGAGUACAAUAAGCGGUAUCCACGCGUAGAUGAUUGGCUUUAAGUCGCUUUAUGUGAAUUUGCGCAUUCAGACAUCACAAAAAUUCAUAUAAAUUGACUUGAAAUUAAAAGACUUAUUGUACAGAAUCUCGUUUAAAACAUGCUAUUAUAAAAAUAAUUGAAAUUAAUCUAAGUAAAGUAAGUUAAGCUGAAAUAUUUUUUUUACGAUUUUCGUAGUUUGUAGAUUUUGAAAUUUUACAUUGCAAUAAUUUAACAGUUACACUACGUCGAAAUAGUAAUGUAGAUUAUUGCGCUUUAUUUUUUUGUAUACGUUAAGAUAAGGCAUAGGCCCUAUAUCAUUAAAUUGUAAAAUAUUUUUGUUUUUUUUUCUUUGUGAUCAGAUUUACAACAUAUUUUCUGAAAAAUUGGGAAUUUUGACACUAAACAAUAAUAACUGUGUCAAUUUGGCUUCUGUAAAACAGGACAUGGGUGCUAGUAUUGUGGUUAUUAAUUUGUUGCAUGAUUGUUGCUUGUUAUGUUUCAUGAACAACAGCUUCCUUUCCAUUGUAUGGGGUAAAAAUAAAGGGAAAUACUGCUAGCGUCUCGAAAAAUAUUAUUUUGCGUAAAUUUAGUAGUUUGGCUUUUGUAAGUGUAAAGUAUAAUAAAAUGUUUUGUCGCCGA